AUGUCGAAAAUCACAGUCGCCGGAGUGCGCCAGAACGUGCAACAAUUACUCGACUAUUCUUUGAACGAGAAGAAGCGAAAUUUCCUCGAAACCGUUGAACUUCAAAUCGGCUUGAAGAACUAUGACCCUCAGCGUGACAAGCGUUUCUCUGGUACCAUCAAGCUACCCACUGUCCCCCGACCGGGCAUGACAAUCUGUGUUCUGGGUGACCAACACGACAUUGACCGAGCGAAACACCACGGCGUUGACGCCAUGUCGUCCGACGACUUGAAGAAGCUGAACAAGAACAAGAAACUGAUCAAGAAACUGGCGCGCAAGUACGACGCUUUCGUCGCCUCCGACAGCUUAAUCAAGCAGAUCCCCCGUCUUUUGGGCCCUGGAUUGUCCAAGGCCGGCAAAUUCCCCACCCCGAUCUCCCACGCCGAAGAUCUCGCAAGCAAGAUCACCGAGGUCAAGUCGACCAUCAAGUUCCAGCUCAAGAAGGUUUUAUGUAUGGGUGUGGCUGUUGGAAACGUUGAAAUGACUGAGGACGAGCUUAUCUCUAACAUUAUGUUGGCUAUCAACUACUUGGUCAGUUUGUUGAAGAAGGGUUGGCAGAAUGUGGGAAGCUUGACUAUCAAGGCUAGCAUGAGCCCGCCCAAGAGAUUGUAUUAA
This is a messenger RNA of Rhinocladiella mackenziei CBS 650.93, 654 nucleotides long. Its product is annotated as 60S ribosomal protein L10a. Gene Ontology annotation, molecular function: structural constituent of ribosome; RNA binding. Gene Ontology annotation, biological process: translation. The coding region runs from base 1 to 654 and encodes 217 amino acids. The record is from RefSeq and is a predicted model, not a curated record. The transcript has 3 exons. Lineage: Eukaryota; Fungi; Ascomycota; Eurotiomycetes; Chaetothyriales; Herpotrichiellaceae. Gene Ontology annotation, cellular component: large ribosomal subunit.